AUGUCACGUAAUUCAAAACAUCAGGAGCAGCGUCAGGCGUUACGCGACAUAACCAAUAAAACACCACAGCUUAAGACAGUUAUCACGGCUCAGCAGGCGAGAACACCGUUAGGGGACAUAACUAAUAAAACACCACGGCUUAAGACAGUCAGGCUUAAUAAAGAUGGAUAUAGUGACACACCAGCAGUUACAAAGCAACCAAACAAUUCAAAAGGCACGAAAAACACAUUAAAAAAUAAAGUUGAAACUAGAACAGUCGACCUUAAUGAAAUAAAAUUGGAAGAAAGAAAUAAAAUUAAGCAUAUAGAAAAAGAAAUCGAUGAACUAAAAGAGGAAGACGACGUUCCCGAAAUAGAAUAUUGUCCAUCGCCAAUUAAAGAACUACCGUACGAACCAUUGGAUGAAGACCUUAAAUUUGGUUGGGAAGCAUUACGACACCCGUCCAGUAUUACUACGUACGAGUUUGAAAAUAUAAAAUAUGAUGAACUACCAUUUCCAGAGAUUGAACCAGAUGAUUAUCGGACCAGGAAGGUCAUUGAUGAUUAUGAACUGUACGGAUUUGAUAAAGUCAUAUUCACCGAUUAUGAACUAGGAGAUGAAAGUACCAAUGAAUAUGAGACUUUUCAAUUUAAAAGAGCCAUAAUUAGUCGUAAAUAA
Messenger RNA from Cetraspora pellucida, 657 nucleotides. Lineage: Eukaryota; Fungi; Glomeromycota; Glomeromycetes; Diversisporales; Gigasporaceae. The record is from the annotation of a GenBank genome assembly.